Doryrhamphus excisus (bluestripe pipefish) is the source of this 2248-nucleotide messenger RNA. Its product is annotated as carbohydrate sulfotransferase 15-like. Gene Ontology annotation, molecular function: N-acetylgalactosamine 4-sulfate 6-O-sulfotransferase activity. Lineage: Eukaryota; Metazoa; Chordata; Actinopteri; Syngnathiformes; Syngnathidae. Gene Ontology annotation, biological process: hexose biosynthetic process. The record is from RefSeq and is a predicted model, not a curated record.
CCCCUCCCCUCCCUCCCUACUCGGAUGGAGGCAGAGGAAAGUCACUCAUUCGUGCUGUAAAAGCCGACCAUGAACGCAGCCCACGCUCGACACGCACUCCGCGGACUUUUUACUCCACGCAGGCAGACGAGACACCUGUGCUGUCUUUUAUUUCUCACUGGAUUAGCAUGGAUCGUGUGAUUGAUUGAUCAUGUCUGGCCAACUGGAUAUGAUAGCAUCCGACUCGACUAGAGACUGAAAGGUGGGCGUCUCCCUUCUCAUGCCUACUUCAUGUCAGCAUGUCACUAUCGGACUACAAACAUGGCAGAACGACUCAGUUGCACCCUGGCUAUGUCCCCUACAGCUCUACUCUGGUCGGAUAUGACGGAAAAACACACUUCAGGACACUUCAAGACGCGAGGGACACAAAUACGCCUGAAAAUGCGCAUAAAUUAUCCAGGGUGAACUUCCCCAAAGUCCAAACUAUCUUCUUGCUGGGUUUGACUCUGACCUUCCUCAUUAUGGCUUCUUACGUCCUGAUGUGGGACAAGAAGGGACUGCUGACGCCUCCGCCUUAUCAGCUCAGCGUUGUUGAUGUCUCGAUGACCGCCAACACCACAACAGCGGCGGCGGUGGCGGGGGUCUCGUCACAAAGGACUUCAGUCGACAUGAAGCAGCUGGUGAGGAUGAUCCAGUCCACAUUGGAAUACCCACCCAGGAAGCUUCCUGAUGAGAAGGACAUCAUCAGGACGGACCCUCAUUUGUUCUCCUUGAUUCCUCGCCACUUCCUGCCGGGUAUCAAAAGCCCCUGUUGGUACCAGGAGUUCCUGGGCAAAACCGACGACAAUCCGUACGCUAGUAACCUCUUCGUGGUGCGUUCAAUGACUUUUAAGAAUGUGUGCGACCAGCUGACGUCCAACUUCCACCAGCGCCUGCACCAACAGGACGACAAGCUGUUCCGCCUGCGCUGCCUGCCUUAUUAUUACAUCGUCGGCCAACCCAAGUGCGGCACGACCGACUUGUUCCGAAGGCUGCAGGUGCAUCCCGAGCUCCGCUUUAACGUCAUGAAGGAGCCGCACUGGUGGACCAGGAAACGCUUUGGUUACAUCCGCUUCAAAGAGGGCUUACAGGAAAGAUUCCCGCUGGACAAUUACCUGGAUCUGUUUGACUUGGCAGCCCAAACCAUCCAAGCGUCAAGCAGUGGGAAUUCCCCAGGAGACCGCCGCCCUCUGCAGGUCAUCACAGGUGAAGCCAGCGCAUCCACCAUGUGGGACAACCAAGCGUGGAGCUAUAACCAUGACAAGUGGGAGGAGACAGACCCCCCCUUCCUGGCCCAGGACUUCAUCCACACGGUCCAGCCCGGUGCCAAAAUCAUCAUCAUGCUACGAGAUCCUGCAGAGAGGCUGUAUUCCGACUACUUGUACUUCAAGAUGGCCAACAAGUCAGCAGAGGACUUCCAUCAGAAGGUGGUGGAAUCUGUGCAGCUCUUUCAGUCCUGUCUUUUGGGGAGGUCGCUUCGAUCCUGCGUGUACAGCACCAACCUGUCCAACUCCAUGCCGGUGAGGCUAAACCUGGGUCUUUAUAUCGUCUUCCUGCUGGACUGGUUGAGUGUUUUCCCAAGGGAGCAGAUCCUUGUCCUCCGCUUGGAAGACUACGCCGCUAACCUUCAAGGGACGUUUAAGAAAGUGUUCUCCUUUCUGAACACGGGUCCGCUAUCUCAACAAGAGGAGGCGGUGCUGACUAAAAGUCCGUCGUCCAAUACCCGGCGUCCGGCCGACAGGGACCUCGGCCCCAUGCUGGCGUCCACCAGGAAGCUCCUGUGGGAGUUUCACCAGCCUUUCAACCACAAGUUGGCCGCUGUGCUGGACAACAAGGCCUUCCUGUGGGGCGACAAUGACUUCCUGUAGGGGGAACUUAAAAAGACAGUCAAUGAAGCUCUGGAUGGAUGAAUGUGACAGCUUUUGAUUGUGCUAUUUAUUUCUUUCGGACUGUUCGGUAAAAUCAAACGGGAUACUGGACACAUUAAUGGACGUUUUAUAAGUGCAAAAACAAAUUUACAUAUUUCCCGACAGCAGACACCCAAAGAAAUCUACCCCGUGGUAUAUUUACCGUACCCGUGAUGUGGCGUUCCGCCUUCUUACAGGACAAUCAUUAAGCCUGAUGAUGAUCUGGUGAGUUCAAUGACAGUUGUUGACAAUAAAACUGCCACUAUUAGACACCAAAUAAACCGCCUCCGUCAACUGAUGAUAUACAUUCUUUAAUAUUUAAC